GAUCUCGAGUAACUGGCGAGUUGCACCAUUCAAAUUUAUAAAAUCAAAUUCGACCUAAAUUGAGAAAAUGCGAAUCUGAUUUUAAUUCGCGAUGAAGAAUUUCAGCUGUACUAGAACUGACGCAAGAGUGUUUUAAUCUUUAUUUCUGCGGAACGGCGUCGUUUUAUUGAUGUUUAGUUUAACGACGACGUUUAAUUCGUCUCUCAUUUAGUUUGAUCUAGUCACGUAGCUUUUUGGCUUGGGCAGUGGGUCAGAGAAUUCGUGAGCAACAAGAAGUGCCAUUGGUAAAUCUGUCGCAACUAUAAAACCCUUCCGUUUCCCACUUCAAUCUACUGGAGCAGACCAAUUGGGAGAGCGAAUUUGAGAAGUAUUUUUGCAAUGGGGAUUUUGAGGAGCGGGUUCUCGUUUAUAGCGGGUACGGUGUUUGGAAUAUUUGUCGCUCAAAACUACGACGUUCCUAAUAUAAAGAAGCUCACGGAUACUGGUCUGUUAGUAGCUAAGCACAUUGAAGAAACCUAUCGAAAGCCAAAGAAGCGAGACGGAGAUUAGGGUUUAUAAGAUCUUUUCAAUUUUUAUAGGAUCAAUUUCAGGAGAUAUAAUUGUAAUUUCUGCGGAAUUCAAAUUUUAUUGUUCAAUCAUCUAAUGUUUGGUAUUGUGAA
Mercurialis annua (annual mercury) is the source of this 659-nucleotide messenger RNA. RefSeq lists its product as uncharacterized. The transcript has a single exon. Bases 379 to 549 code for a protein of 56 amino acids. Lineage: Eukaryota; Viridiplantae; Streptophyta; Magnoliopsida; Malpighiales; Euphorbiaceae. The record is from RefSeq and is a predicted model, not a curated record.